This is a messenger RNA of Balaenoptera musculus (blue whale), 2612 nucleotides long. It is a transcript of the gene ITPRID1, whose product is annotated as ITPR interacting domain containing 1. The record is from RefSeq and is a predicted model, not a curated record. Lineage: Eukaryota; Metazoa; Chordata; Mammalia; Artiodactyla; Balaenopteridae. Gene Ontology annotation, molecular function: signaling receptor binding.
GGCCGGUGGAUGGGACUAUGACAGUCAGCUUCUUUAGGGGAUGAACUUUGCUUGUCCCUGAGCUUCACUCCAACUGGAGGAGCUGUGUGACGGAGUGACUCCUGGGAAGAGAGACUAUUAGCAAUAAGAUGGCAGAGAAGUCUCAAGGAGACCAGGAAAAGAGCAGGAGAGACAUCCUGAGGUCCACCAAGAGGACAUGGGCUCCCCUGGAUGAGCAGCUGCCCCCUGGCUCUGAGGAGGAGAGCCACAGUCUCACCACGCCCAUGCUGGAAGAUUCCAAACAAGAAAGUAUUCCGCACUGGCUGGACUCUGGAUUCUUUGUCUCUGUAAAUGAAAACCUUCAGCCAGUCAUCAGCCACAUUGUUCCUUUUCAUGAACAAGGAAAGGUUCAAAUGACUGUGAAAGACUACACGAGAUCUCUGCAUCAGUUUUUAGAAACUCCCACUCUCUCCAGAGGGACCAGUUUCAACUCUUGCCAUUCUGCUGCAAGUAUACCACAAAGCAUUCCUGAAUGGCUGGAAUUUUGGGAAAAAGAUCCAGUGGAGAUUCUCUUGGAUCUGGGGUUUGGUGCUGACGAGCCAGACAUCUACACACGAAUCCCAGCCAGAUUCCUGGGUUGUGGCUCAGCAGCCAGAGGAAUCAACAUCCGUGUUUUUCUUGAAGCUCAAAAACAGCGAAUGGACAUUGAGAACACUAACUUGUACAGCCGUUUCUAACAGCUGGAAAUAUUGGAUCAUGUGGCCAGUGCUUUCUCAUCUUUGCUGAAUGAUGUCAGCAUCCUGCAGAACAAAGCUGAAGAGGAAGAUGAAGGAAAAAGUGUGCAAAGAACCUCAGUGAGUGAAGCCAAGGAGCAUCGAAGAAGAAUGGGUGAACUUUUGGGGAAUGGUUCAAAGCAGAACACUAGAAGGGAUGAUAGGCUGGGAGCAUCACAGUCAUUGAAGAUGAGAAACAAAUUUUCCAUCGUCUCUGCAGAAGCAGGGUGUGGAGCAGUUGCCAUGACAAACAAACACGACCAAAGUCAUUUGUCUCUUUCAGCAGAGCACUGGUCUCUUCAAGCCUGUGAUGACUUGACACCUUGUGAUCCUCCCCAAGCUCUUCUGAGCAAGCAGUGACCUCACUCAUCCAUGCUGGCCAAGCAGGCUCCGCCUUCCUGUGUGUCUGAGGGGUCAGUCAAGGACAGAACUCAAAAGGAGAACUCACUUCAGACUAACAAACUCAAGAGCUUGUCUUGUCUUGCAGGCAAAGCACCAGACUCCUUCGAAAUGGAAGAGGUCCAGAGCUUUGAAGAAGAGGCUGGUAAUCCUCUUGACAUGACCUCAGGAACUGUAGGUAAGAAUUCAUCAAGAGCAAACAGCUGCCAGGCUGACAGCAGCGGGUUCCUGGAGGAACCACCACCCCUGCAGAUACCCUGCUUGUCAAGCUACCAGAGUCCUGCUGAGAAUGGAUAUAGAAAGCCAAGGAAUCAGAGCCACAGCUUACAGUCAUCCCAGGACUGUCAGCAAGAGUCACAGGAGUCUGAUUCCAAGAGCAUAGUGAGGACAUCUUUUUCAAGUCAAGACUGGAGUGUCUUAGAAGAAAAAGCCUCAACCUCUGUGGUAGAGAAAGAGUCUCAGUCUGAGGCCAUGGACGGGCCCCCAGAGCUGUUGACCCAAGAUCUGGCCCUUGAUAAGACCACCCCUAGGGGAGAACCCCCAAGGAAAAACAGCCAUCUGUGGCAGCAUCCGCCUGUGCCCCAGACUGAAAAUGAGGCCACUGUAGGCACGGUUACCUCCAAUGAUUGCCCUCUGGGUCUCAUGGUGAUGCACAUCACAGAAGUGAAGGAUGGGUUCCUGAGGCCUGAGCGAGCUGGGGCAGUAUAUGUGCAAAGCCACCACUGUGAGUCUCAGAGGUCACCUGGAAUUCAUUGUGCUCAAGACAAGUCCUUUCAUGUUGACUCGGAGGCCCCAAGGGAACAGAAGGCGGUAAACGCUGUUAGCUCCAAGUCCGUGACAAUCCAGAUGUUCUCCAAACUGGCAACAGCUGCUCAGAGUGCUGUGGUCUUGGGAAUGGAUUCUAGAGAAGCAACUUCAGAAUGCACUACGUGUGACCCUGUUACCACGGCAGAACCAGGACUGGGAACAGAAUGCACAGUCCAUGAGAUGGAAAAAAUGAAGACGGUAUGCCAGAGUUUCUGGAAGCAUUUAGAAGAAAUUGAGCAGCACCUUAGAGAACAACAGGUACCCUUUUCCAGGGACAUGUCAGAGGAGAAAAGGGAGGAGGCUGAACAACUGCAAACUUUACGCGAAGCCCUGCAGCAGGAGUUGGAGGAGCUAGAGUUUCAACUAGGAGACCAGGCUCAGCAAAUUCGAGAAGGGAUGCCAUUGCAGCUUGAGCUUCUCACAGGGGAACCACCUGAACACUACACAAAUCUGCAUCAGUAUAACUGGACCGAAGAAAAGAAUGGCCAGACUUCAUGUGCUAAGAUCCACCCCUCCAUGGCCCCUGGGGCUGCCUUUCCUCCAUCCACCUUGGGGAGUAGCACCAGGAUGUCUCCUCCAGCCUGGGCAGAAUCAGAUCCAGCCUCUCUGUCAAAUUGUCCUAUUGGAGAAAAGGAUACAGAUGUCUUCCUCUAG